Messenger RNA from Penicillium digitatum Pd1, 162 nucleotides. NCBI's taxonomy places the organism in Eukaryota, Fungi, Ascomycota, Eurotiomycetes, Eurotiales, Aspergillaceae. The record is from RefSeq and is a predicted model, not a curated record.
AUGGUCUAUACACCUACGAUCGUAAAAAAAAGGUUACCCGCGGAGAAGGUGAAGGCGAUUAUGGAUGCUGCAAGAGAUCAUUACUACGAUCAUCUCACGUCCCAUCACUCGAAGGGUUUCAGGAAGCUACUGGAUCAGUAUAGGAGUGUUGUGCAUCGUUAG